Messenger RNA from Sinocyclocheilus anshuiensis, 2693 nucleotides. RefSeq names its product tetraspanin-12-like. The record is from RefSeq and is a predicted model, not a curated record. NCBI's taxonomy places the organism in Eukaryota, Metazoa, Chordata, Actinopteri, Cypriniformes, Cyprinidae. The transcript has 8 exons. The coding region runs from base 503 to 1408 and encodes 301 amino acids. Gene Ontology annotation, cellular component: plasma membrane.
UUGUGGAAAGGCGAGGUGCACACAGCUGGCCCUGACUGGAGUAUAUAACGCCUGGAAUGACAGUGGCAUUGAAUGGAUCGCAGCGAAAACGCCCGGCUGUUGCGCGCAGCUCCGUUAGGAAUACAAGUAUGAUUUUUCAUUGCAGGCGCAACUAAGUUUGAGGAGUUUCCUGCAACUUCAUGCUGGACAAAAUAUAAAGUGUUCGUCUGUGUAGUGCCUUCCCUUGAGCGUUUUUCUUUGUCUUUUUUGGAUACGCCAUGGAUUUUUUUUGGUGUGAAAAGUGUCAAAGUGAAUUUAAUAGCCGUCGGAGAGGAGAAAGUUGCAACUUGCUCUUUUUAAAACCACAUGCUGCUUCCUAAACAUCCCACGGAUAUUUAUAACACCAUUUCAAUACAUUCUGGAUGCGAGCUGAACGCGCACAAGGACUUAUGACAUGCGGUUAUGGUGCCGUGGUGGCAGAAGUUAAAAUGAGGUCUUUUGGCGAGCAGUUGGUGCGCUCAGAAUGGCCCGGGAGGAUUCGGUGAAGUGUCUGCGCUGUCUGCUCUACGCGCUCAACUUUCUCUUCUGGCUUAUGGCCCUGUGUGUGCUGGGAGUGUCUGCCUGCCUCAGGGAUCACCUGAACAAUGUGUUCACCUUAACCGCUGACACCAGACUGGAGGAGGCAGCCGUUCUCACAUACUCCCCCGUCGUCCAUCCUGUCGUCAUCGCCGUAUGCUGUUUUCUAAUCAUCGUGGCUAUGGUGGGCUACUGCGGCACACUCAAGUGCAAUCUGCUCCUACUGUCUUGGUAUUUUGGCAGUCUGAUGGUGAUAUUCUGCGUGGAGCUGGCCAGCGGAGUGUGGACGUACGACGAGCCUAUGGUACAGAGGUCUGAUAUGAUAAGUCUGAAGUCACGUAUGCCUCAUUUCGGCCUGCAGCGCUACCAGUGGCUCACACAUGCCUGGAACGCUAUACAAACAGAGUUGAAGUGUUGUGGAGUGAUCUACUUCACUGACUGGCUGGAAACGACAGAGAUGGAGUGGCCACCUGACUCCUGCUGCUCCAAUCAGUAUCCAGGAUGUGCCCGUCAUGCCCACUACCAUGACCUCAGUGACCUUUACCAGGAGGGUUGUGGACCCAAGAUCUACAGUUUUAUCCGUGGCACCAAGCAGCUGCAGGUGUUGAGGUUCUUGGGCGUGUCAAUCGGCGUGGCUCAGAUCUUAGCCAUGACGUUGACUGUGACACUCCUAUGGGCCCUCUAUUACGACCACAAACCACCUGACCCAGCAUCCCCGGAUGCUUUAAUCCAAACGCACAGCCCAGCAGAAGACGCUCAGAAGCCCAGCCACUCACAUCCACGAGCGCCUGAGGCCUGGGCCAACACGCCUGCUAAUGGACACACCCAGUUUGAGAUGGAGCAACUUUCCUAGCAGUGACUUCAUGGUGACCCAUCGGCUACUUCAACACUGCGGAGACACUAAAAAUGACACUGAAUGGAUUGGACAGCAGUGAACUGGACCAGAAAAUGGACCUUGUGGAAUGUGAAGUAAUUCUGUGUGCCUGGAUAACAAGAUUUAGGUGGUGUGAAUAGUUUUAUAGAAAACUUUAUAUACCUGUGGAUAAAGUGGCUUUUUGUGGUCAUAACAUAGAAGAUGAAGUGGAUUUACUGGGUUCUUCCUAAAUAAAGCCAUUGCCUCUGUUUCUACGGACUUGAAUUCUCCAGAGGGAGGUUUCUAGAAUGAACCGUUUUUGCUUAAAUCUUUCUUCCUCUCAGUGAAAUGGCCCGUCACCACUUACACUGACAUAGUUGCAAACCUGGUGAUUUUAGCCACUAUUUUGCCAUGCGAGACAAGAAUUGUAAGAGUUUUCUUUUAUCGUAGUCCAAAAUUGGCAAUCUUUUAACAUUCGCUUCACACUAUGAUCACAAUUUACCUCAAGUUUGUUCAGAAAAAUUCACUAAUUCCUUCUUUCACCAAGCUACGACAGACUUCAAACACUCCGACUUGUUUUCUUUACUAGCGCAAAAGUUUGUGUGGUACUAUUUAAAUGUUUGUUUGAACAUUCAUAUUCAUUUAAAUGAGCAUUCAUGACAAUUUUGUCUAAGAUAUACAGUGUGACAUGCAAAACAAAACCAGUUUGCGUUGGCUUUUCUCAACCGGUUCAUAUUCUGAAAUCUGACAUAAAGGACAGGAAAAAUACUGUGUAUUCACACACACACACACACACACACACACGCGCACACGCACACAUAGAAACAAGUUUGAGUCUUAAUGAGAUUUUUCAGUUGGAAUGAAUGACGUUGCUGCUAAAAGCUCAUUAUGAAGAUACUAGGAUACAUUUGUGUGGGUUUUCAUGUCUUAAUUUAACAGCCCCGUGAUUUGAUUCAUAUGGACUGGUGCAUUAAUGAGUGUUUUAGAUCUCAAAAAUAGUAAUAAUUUUCUAUGCAGUAAUAGUCUGCACAAAAAAUAGGUUAUAAUAGGGUUAAACUCUGCUGAAAGUUUGAGAAACCUCUUGCAUGUGAAUCAGUGCAUUAAACACGUCGAGAUGGUGUUACUCGAAACCUGUGUGUGUUUGUUCAUAGACAAUUCACAUUUCAGCCAACAUAACGUGUACCCUUAGAAGUUUGAAUUCAUUUAUUUUUAUCAUGGAUGAAUCAAAGGAGCAAAUUAUGGAAGGUCUUGAACACCAACAGGUUUAGGGUGGAUCAAAAAAAAA